Messenger RNA from Penaeus vannamei (Pacific white shrimp), 4536 nucleotides. RefSeq lists its product as uncharacterized. NCBI's taxonomy places the organism in Eukaryota, Metazoa, Arthropoda, Malacostraca, Decapoda, Penaeidae. The record is from RefSeq and is a predicted model, not a curated record.
AGAUUAUACUGCUCUGUUUUCAUACAUUAUUUUUACAGGUGCAUGAACAGAUGGAUUGUGGUAUGGAGGCCAAGAAAAGAAGAGCAGCCAUGGGUUCACAAGUAUUGUUUUACAAAUGCUCAAAAACAAGAAAGAAAAAGUGCAAUUGAAACAGGGUUGGAUAGAAGAAGUCGAGACUUGCUAAGGAAGUGCCGGCCAUGUAGAAUCAAAAUAAAGAGGCUACAGAAGAAUUUGCUUGACUGCUAUAGAAGACUAGGACAACCUACAGCUCUUUAUAUUAACCAGGCAGAUGAAAUUCAGAGUAUGACAGAGCAACAGACUCCAUUUGUAAAUAGUGUUUCUGAAGAGCCUUGGCUGGAGCAGUGCACAUUACCAAGGACUGAAGUGAAUAUAGGGGCUUCAUCAUCCUUUGUAGCUGCAUGCUCAAACCCUCUGGCAUCUACUUCAAGUCAGUUACCUAGAAAUACACUUUUUCAAGAUGGAAGUAGAGUAACUCUUAGACAACCAGACAAUUGUUUGCAGUAUGCAGAUUCUCAUAGAUAUGCUUUUACAUAUGGAGACAGGUUUCCUCAUGGUAGGGAAGAAAAUGAACAGCAGGCUGUUCAUCAGGGACCUGAUAUCUUUUUAUCUCAUCAGCCCAAAGGAAGAUGGAAUCAAGACCUUCAAUUUUUGUAUCAGGAUACUGAUAACAUGGCCAUAGUACAUGGAUCUCAUUCCCAUCAAAAUAAGGAUUUACAGGAAGUGAAACCAGCAAAAAUUAAUUCCUCUGUUCUACAAGACUUAUGUGAUGUUAAGACAAAAAGUAAAAAAGUGGUCAAGGAUUUAAGUGAUGAGUGGUGUAAUUCUAAUUCUGAAGUACAGGUAGUGAAAAUAUUUAAAAAUAAUGAAUCUAAAUUUAGCACUGACUCUAGAUUCCAAAAUACUAAUGUUCAUCCAGUUACCAAAACUGGAGUUAUGCAAACUGUUAGAUCAGGUGUUGUGUCCGUGCCUCAUAUAUUUGAAAAUAGUAAGGAUUCUUUAUCUAUAAAUAGUGCAAGUGUUAGUAUUUCUAGAACUAAUACACCCAUUGAAAUAAUUGAUCUCUCAAGUGAUGAUGAUGAAUCUGGUAAGAGUAGAAGGCAGAAUGAAGCAGAUAAUGCACCACAACAGCUGAAUGGUUUAAAUUGUUACCCUCAUUCUGGUGCAAAAAUACCAUUUUCUUCCAAACAUUCCCUGCCAAAAAAUGGGAAUAGCCAUUGGUCGUCAAAACAAGAGUCCCACUGUGGAGCAGGACGCCUAGGGGACUUGGCGAUCAAUGGCCAGCCUCCAAAUGUCCCGCCCAACUUAUCCAUUUCUCCCGUCCCAGAUAGUGCGUUCCUACCUUUAGCUGCUCCACCUGUAGUUUCUGGUGAGUCAGGAAUGAAGCCCAACAGCCGCAAACGGAAACAUGAAAGCCUUACUGCUAAUGAUAGAAAAAUAUUGAUAUUAGAUACUUCUCAUAAAUAUGCCAAUUCACACCCCAACUCUAAAACAGAAUAUGAGAAAGUAAGGAAUGAAAAUGUAGAAGCCCAACAAAGCUCCCAAUUUAGAAUGUGCACACAAAAAGGCUUUCCUGUUAUUCAUGGAGAAGAAGCAAUAGUUCCAGAGGUAUUGGAUGGAGAGUACUUCUUCAGACAUGAAGACACCAUAGAUCAGGGAUCGCAUGGAUUAAUAAUUGACGAUGAAAUUAGCUUUAAACCUCCAUUCCAUGUUGAUGAGGAUAUUUCAUUUAAUAUUACUGAAAGACCUUUGAAUAUUGAAGGAAGUGGCAGACAGAGAAAAAGUAAUGUAGAGUUGGAAGGUGUCUCAAAAGAAAUGGUUGUAACAAAGGAAGCUAGUAUGAAUUCCCAGGAAAAGCAUGUACAGAGUGUAGAAACUCCUGUUGUGGGCUUUAUUAGUAAUAUUGUAAACACAGUGAAUAAGGGUGUUGAAUUCUUCAAAGCUUUGGUUGGUAGCAGUAUAAAUGACAAAAUUUGUAAUCCUGGAGAUAAACAGACAAAAUUAAAGUGCAAAAACAUGUCCUCAAUGAAUACACUAAAGGAAACAUCUAGGAGUAAUAGGACUGAGGAUGAAUCUGGAAAGAAAAUUGCAAGUGGAAGAAAAAAGUGUAGGGAAAUGGAUAAACUUCUGAAGGAUGAAUGUAGGGAACUCCAGCAAAGAGGGCUAGGAGAGCUACGACAUUUAAAUAUUCCAGAAGCUAGAUUAACAAGGAGGUCUGUGGAAAGAUAUAUUCCAAAUAAAACAAAAAUUAAAAGAGCUUGUGGGUUUAAGCAUUACAGCAUUAGAAGCUCCCCAUACUUGAAUAGAAAUUUUGCAGAGAAAUCAACACAGGAAGCUUAUACUACUGAUUCCAAAAAGAGAACCAACGUACAUAGAAAUGAAACCACAGAUCUAUCUAAAGCAGACCCACAUUCAGGUAAAAAAGAUUAUGUGCCUAAAGUAGACUUCUGUAUUCCUUUGCUGGAAGUUAAGCCCAUAUCAAAAAAUGUUGACAAAAAAUUGUUUACAGAUAUUGCUCUCCCAGGUGGAAUGAAAAAUAUUUCUCCUGUGAAUGUUGACAUUUUAGAUGAUUGUAUAGAUGAAAAUGGGAAUUCUCCAACGUAUUCAGGUAUUAGUAUUGCUUUAGAUAAAGACAAGGACAUUAUUAAAGGUUUAAACUUAGAUACUGUCAGGGGCAGUGAAAUUUGCCAUUAUCUAAAGGAUACUGUAGGUCGUGAAAUUUGUAUGGAUAAGAAUAAAACUUUGCAAGUAGAUAAAAUAGACACACCAAAAUUAAAGGCACCAGCAUCAGAGACUAAUCGCAAUAGAUAUAAAGGUGCAAGAGAGUUACUCAAUUUGGCAAAUGAUGAGUGGAAGGAAAUUUCAAGAAAAGGAUUUCAUCCUCUCAAAAUUAUCAAACCUGCAUUAAUAAGGAAGGUACUGCAAGUAGAGGACAGAGAAAAGAGUCAGAAUUCACCAAGAUCUAAUAUGCCAAAAGAAUUGCAUAUGCUUGUCCAAAAGGAAUUUCAGACAGGAUAUCAUUCAACAUCUAUACAAGGAAGUUUUGAUAAAGAACUCCAAACUGACUAUAAUUGUGCUCUUAGUUCCUGCCAGUAUAUCCAUUCAUCUGAUGUGAAGGCUGGUAAUCUGUUCAGGAAACAAAAAAAGACUAAUGGUAGUAUGGGAGAAACAACAGAGGGACACAGUGUGUUAUUGACUGAUGUAUCAGAAACAGAAUAUAGGAAAUUCUUAUUGAGUAAUACAAAACCUCUAAGUACACACACUAAUGUUGCUUGGAAAUCUCUUGCACAGACUAAAGAAUCGGUUCCAUAUCAGUCAGAGCCUGUGGAUGAAAUGAACUUAGAAAGAAGUACAGAAUAUUUAGUAAAAAAAUCAAAGACCAAGCCUUAUCUUAGUAGAGAGCUUAGUAAUCUUGCAGGAGAUGAGUGGAAAGAGAUGCAGGGGAAGGGCUUCCAUCCAUCACAUCUUUUAGGGAUGUACAAUGGAAAAUUAGGAUGUGACUGUUUAACAGAUGAGGAAAACACUCCAAAAGUAAAAAGUCAGCACAUUGGAAAGGAAACAAAUAACAGCUCCCCAGAAUUUUCUGAUGAGAAACCAAAUCCUAAGCUAUCUCGUGAGCUUUUUCGUCUCUUAAGAGACGAAUGCAAGGAACUCCAGCCAGUCAAGUUACGUUUGCAGAAAUCGAAGCCACAUUCAAGAAAAAAAUUGCAACCUUUUGGUCUCAAGAGACUUCAGGAAGCAUACAAAAGUGCUGACAUAUCAACCAGAAGGCGGUCCUUGCUCCAGAAUAUUUCUAUAGGGUCUGCAUGCACGCCAAGGGUAGGUUGCCACAAAAUAGGAAAAAAAUCACUUGGAAUGACAGGUACAAAAACCCAACAGACUAGAAACACUCGCUCACAAACUAAUAUUUUAAGUAAUGUUGAAGCUUGUACUCCUCGGAGUUCACACAGAGAAAUUCUACAGACUGAGUUGGCCAUGUGUGUUUUGAAUUAUGAUCUUCCAGCCAUUCUUUGAUAUAUGUAUUAUAUCCUGUAUAUUUUUCUUUGAACAAUGAUUAUCAUUUUUUUAGUUUCCUGAUAAUGCUAUCAAAUAUUCAUUGCCUAUAUUUAUUUGCAGUUGAUACAAGUUUCCUAUGUCUCAGUUAUAUGCUAAUAUUGGAGAACAACAGGAGGAAAUAUUAGAAAAUGCAAUCAUUUGAAUAUCUUUUGUCUUUUUCGUGUCGUGGUUUUCACAGCAAAUUGCAAUUAUCUGGACAAGAGGAAGGAAUACUUAGUAUCAAGCUUUCUUUUUACUUCAUCGUCUUAUCUUCUCUUUUAAUUGUUUAUUUUAGCACUUCAUCAACCAGAUAUUCCUCUAUUCAGUAUUGAAUAUGCAUUCUGAAUUAAAUUAAUGUAAGCAGUAUUGGUUCAUGAAAUAUUGGUAUUAAGGAUUGCUUUUACUCGAAAUAUUACAUUAUAAAUGUAUAUUAUGAAAAUGUUUUCCAUGUAUAGCAUUUUUUGUAAUAAAAAUAAUUUUUUA